AUGAGCUCGGUUCUGCAAGUUGCGACCCCGGCCCUGCUGUGCUUUGAGGUAAAUGGCUCCUGCUACAGAACCCGACAUCCCUUUGGAGUCCAGCUAGCCAUCUACUGCUUCGGUGCCAUGGGCAUGCUGCUCACAGUACUGGGGAACCUGCUGGUGAUAAUUUCGGUCUUCCACUUCAAAGUACUUCACACACCUACUAAUUUCUUGUUACUCUCCCUUGCCCUGGCAGAUCUCCUCCUGGGUCUAACAGUGCUGCCCUUUAGCACUAUCCGCUCUGUGGAGAGCUGCUGGUACUUUGGCGAUAGCUUUUGCCGCCUCCACACCUUUCUGGAUACGGUGUUUUGCUUGUCUUCCAUAUUCCACCUUUGCUUUAUAUCCAUUGACCGCCAUUGUGCAAUCUGUGACCCUUUGCUCUACCCAACAAAGUUCACCAUUCGAGUUGCUUGCAUCUAUAUAGCAAUGGGCUGGGGGGUGCCAGUGGUUUACACUUCCAUCUUCCUUUAUAGUAAAACCGUUGAGGAAGGGUUAGGUCAGUUCUUGCAGGACAUGCCCUGCAUUGGCAGCUGCCAGCUGCUGUUCAACAAACUUUGGGGCUGGAUAAACUUCCCAGUCUUCUUUUUCCCCUGUCUCAUAAUGAUAGGAUUGUAUGUCAAGAUAUUUAUUGUGGCAUCUAGACAAGCCAAACAGAUAAACAACAUGAAUAAGAGAAGCGGGUCUGAGCAUCAGUUAGGACCAACAAGGAGAGAAAGGAAAGCUGCUAAAACACUAGGGAUAGCUGUAGGUAUCUACCUCUUGUGCUGGUUGCCCUUCACUGUAGACACCAUGGUGGACAGUGUACUAGAUUUCAUUACCCCACCCAUUGUAUUUGAUGUUCUUAUUUGGUUUGCUUACUUUAAUUCUGCCUGCAACCCCUUGAUUUAUGUGUUUUCCUACCGUUGGUUUAGGAAAGCCGUAAAGCUCGUUUUGACUCGUCAGAUCUUUUAUACAAGAACAUCUACUGUAGACUUGUACCAGGAGGAAUGA
Messenger RNA from Hemicordylus capensis (graceful crag lizard), 1023 nucleotides. RefSeq names its product trace amine associated receptor 5 (gene TAAR5). The transcript has a single exon. Gene Ontology annotation, cellular component: membrane. Gene Ontology annotation, biological process: cell surface receptor signaling pathway; G protein-coupled receptor signaling pathway. NCBI's taxonomy places the organism in Eukaryota, Metazoa, Chordata, Lepidosauria, Squamata, Cordylidae. The record is from RefSeq and is a predicted model, not a curated record. The coding region runs from base 1 to 1023 and encodes 340 amino acids. Gene Ontology annotation, molecular function: trace-amine receptor activity.